This is a messenger RNA of Pseudo-nitzschia multistriata, 2109 nucleotides long. NCBI's taxonomy places the organism in Eukaryota, Bacillariophyta, Bacillariophyceae, Bacillariales, Bacillariaceae. The record is from the annotation of a GenBank genome assembly.
AGACACCAAAGUUUGCUCUCGAAGCAUCCAAAGCGAGCGAUCUCGAACUCAACAAAAUUCUGCCCGUUAGUCCUUCGUUGAUCCAACAAGCCAAAGCAAAAUCAUUCAAUUCCUUCAAUAGCACGACACGUGUGAUGGGGGGAACAAUAUCCUUUUCGCUGGGACGAUCCAGGCCCGGGAACUCACGAAGGCAGAAGGACAAGCUAAGGAUCGAAGAGGAAGAGCGGCGGAGACAGCAACGCCGGAAACAGCGCCUGCUAGACGAUUACGGCGUGUUGAUUCCCCCCGUCUUUGUGGCGAACCAGAACAACGCCGAUGUACCGCUCUCGGUAAAAGCCCACCAGCGGAUGUGGGAGGAACAUUCGUUUGCGACUGCUGCCGACGGAGCUCCAAAUUCGAAUACCAGCGGUGGGGUCGGGCUUGGUUCCGACUUGCUGCUAUGGGCGUGUUGUUCUGCAAGGAAUGGUGGUCUUUCUUCGGGGCCCCUCCUGGGAGAUCGACUCCUGGAAGAAUACAUUCGACCGGGUCUCUUUGUGGCGCUGCCMAUUGCAAAUGCUAGCGCUUCGAUGGUAGACGAUAACAACAAGAUUGGCAUUCAAGUGGCUGUGCUACCACCGUCGUCUUCCCUGCCGUCGUUCGUCUUCCUGACAAAGAGCCUCCACUCCCGAUUGCGAGCGGAAGGCUUUUUGUCCCAGCCGCUGGCAACCGCGAUGACAACUGGUGGGUCGCAAGAGGAAAAUUUUGUUGGCCUCCCCUGGUCGCUGCGACUGUUGGCAGACAUUUCCAGAGACAUUUCCAGCAGCAGCAGCCACAAAAGGAACCAAACGAGGAUCACCUGGACCACAACACCUGCUAGCGGUGUAGCGCCACCUCCGUCGGCGGCGGCGUUCCAAAGGAUGCUCCGGAAUUCCUGGAUCGAGGCCGAGGCCGUCCGCCCCGAUUGGUACCGGUCGGGAAUCAACUUCAAGCUGGCUACGGGGACGACGCUCGAUGCCCUCGCGGAACUGGGACUGGACGCAUCGCGCCUCGUCCACGAGGCUUACCUCGAGCGAAAUGCCCUCGAGAUCAAUGGCGGUGGCMACUUUCUCUCGGACUGGACGAACCAACGCCGGAAGCAGCAGCAAACAAGGGCGGACAACAGCGGGGAUCACCAACGCCACGUCCGGUUCCGGGUGGCUGCCGAGUGCCGGGAGUCGAUUCUGGCGGCCAGCGCAAACAUUCCACUGCGCUCGGCCCUAGCAGGGGGAAACUGGGGAAGCGUCACAAACACGCUGCUGUCGAUCAACCUGAACGGGGGAGGAGCCGGGCAAACGCGUUUGGUAUCCUUGCCACCACCGCUGUGGCUGACGCUCAAGCAAUCCAUGGGAUGUGGUGGACUGGGUUCGUCGUCGAGCUGGAUGCUCCACCUCAGCCAGGUCGUCGCCUUUGAUCGGGACAUUUGGAACAUACUCGAGGAACGGGCACCCAGGGUCCGCAACCAUAUCGGAUGGGUUUGCCAGGUCGAGCGAAGGCGCGAUGGUACUCCUUCGGCAGGCGGUAAAAACGCCGAAACGAACGCCGCUGCUGCUUACUCGAACUCGUCGACCUUUGCCCUCGGCGCCAGUGCUCAAUUCAAUCGCAACGUCGCCGCCAAGGCCGUGCUGGAAAGCACCUUCCACGAUGGCACCUUGCUGCGGWCGUCGUCUUCUUCUUCUUCUUCUGCAUCUUCCGGGAAUCACGACAAAAACUCGGCCGUCCUGAAAUUUGCCUUGAUCUUCAAGCGGUGGCUCCAGCCCCGGGCCUCGCUCAGCAUCGUCCACGCUGUCGAUUUACGGAGUGGAAGGCUUUCUUUUUUGGGACUGGGAGUCGAAAUCGAGCAAAGCGGAACCAGCAGCAGUCACUCUGCCGGCAGAACCACCGGGCAACAAACCGCCAGCAACCGUGGAAUCUCUGUCGAAUACCGAGAUACUACCGAUGUGAAUGCCGAACGGGCACCGCCGACCCGCGUUGAAGUCCAGCUUCCGCAAGGCGGCAGUGGUGACAAACGAUAACAAAGGCCACAAAACUCUAUCGCAUGGAAUGGAUAGCUUGUUCGGUCACAGAAUGGAUCGUCGAGACUAAUCUGAGAUU